Molecule: messenger RNA, 2142 nt
Organism: Mya arenaria
Lineage: Eukaryota; Metazoa; Mollusca; Bivalvia; Myida; Myidae
Product: peroxidase-like
Exons: 15
Coding region: 1-2142 (713 amino acids)
Biological process (GO): response to oxidative stress
Molecular function (GO): heme binding; peroxidase activity
Source: RefSeq, a predicted model, not a curated record
AUGAGUGUAUUGUACUCUGUGGUCGUCUUCCUCGGUGUCACGUGUCUGUGUGCGCAUGCGCAGAUGGGUGGCACGUGUGGUGGCAUGAAUCUAAUGCAGCUGAGGGCGAUGAUAUCACGUGCAAUCGAGAAUGCACGAUCUGCACUUAACUCACAGAAACAGCUUAAUGAGUACUUUAGCCGGACAGGUUUUGACGAGGCAAUGAACCCGACGCCGUAUAUGGCGAAGACGUACCACCAACAUUACGCCGCCUUCUCCCAUCUGAAUGCCCCCGCCGCUAUCCAGGUGGACUCCGGGUACAUCGUGCAGCACGCCACCAGGCAGAUCGCACAGAUGUUAAUGAUGAGCCCGGAACAGCUUUACGCAUGCCCGGGGCUACGGGAGCUGUGGCAGGAGCUAAUUUCGCCCUACUGCAUCCGGCGAGACGCCAUCUGUGACGCCACUGCACGCUACCGCUCCAUCGACGGUUCUUGUAACAACCUCAACAAUCCGGUCUGGGGCCGCUCCAACCGCCCACACAGACGUCUGUUGAAACCAGUCUACAAAGAUGACAUCGGUGAGCCCCGGAAGACGGGCGUCACAGGCGAACCUCUGCCCGGCGCGCGGACCGUGAGUAACGUCGUUCACAACCAGGACCCCUGCUGCCCUGUCAAGGAGCGGGACCUUUCUCUGUACGUUAUGCAGUGGGGUCAGAUGGUGGACCACGAUCUGACGGACACCGCCAUCGCCAAGGGCGCCCAUGACGCCACAAUCAUCUGCUGUAACCUCACUAGCCAAGUACUCCAAUCAAGGUCAGAGUGUUUCCCGAUUCCUAUCGCCCCAGGGGACAGCCGAUUCAAGGAGCCCUGUAUGAACUUUGUGCGCUCCAUAGCCGGUCACAGCGACUCUUGUGAAAUUGGACGACGUGACCAGCUGAAUCAAGCGACGUCGUUCUUAGACGCCUCCUUCCUGUACGGGCACAAUGACGAGGACGCCGGCAAAAUCCGCUCCUUCCAAGGAGGGAAACUGAGGAUGACAAGAGACAAGUUGUUCCCAGCAGGCCUUGAGGACCAGACCCACUGUGAAUUGCAGAACCAGGGCGACUACUGCAUGAAGUCAGGUGAUUUCCGAAUUCACGUAAUGCCGGGCCUCACGGCUCAACAGGUCAUGUUUUUGAGGGAACACAACCGUCUUGCGGAGGCCUUGGCGAUGAUGAAUCCCACCUGGUGUGACGAAGACAUUUACCAGGAGGCCCGUAAAAUUGUCAUCGCAGAAUACCAGCACAUCACAUACUCCCAAUGGCUACCGCACGUGAUCGGCGAGCACCUGACGUUUCAGAUGGGGUUAUCACCCACACCGGCGGGCCAUAGCACAGCGUAUCGGCCCGACAUCGACCCGUCCGUCUCCAACGUGUUCGGUGCCGUCGCUUUCCGGUUCGGUCACACGCUUUUACAGAACACGGUACUCUUCAUGAAGAACCAAGGGAUGCACGUCCGGAAUGAGAUGGCUUUCAACCGGCCCGCCAUGAUUUUCAGCGACCAGGCGAUGGGUUGUUCGUUUGUGGGUAUGGGGUUGUCGCUGCAUCCCUCCAGCCGCGCGGACGAACAGGUGGUGGACAGUGUCCGCAACAACCUCUUCCUUGACAUGAACGGCCGCAGCUUCGACCUCAUCUCACUCAACAUCCAGCGGGGCCGUGACCAUGGAAUAGCCGGGUAUAACGCAUGGAGACAGUUCUGUGGACUGCCGUACGCGAUCCAUUUCGGCACGGGGCCGGGCGGGCUAGUCAACCACACCCCGAAAAACGCACAGAAAUUGUUCUCGAUCUACAGGCACCCAGACGAUAUUGACGCGUUUGCGGGCGGCUUGUCGGAAACGCCGGUAGAGGGCGGCGUGAUCGGCCCUCUCUUCAGUUGCAUUGUGGGAGAACAAUUCUACAACCUGAAAUACGGCGACAGGUUCUUUUAUGAAAACAAGGACAAACGGACAGGCUUCUCGCAAGCUCAGCUUAACUCCAUUAAGACGAUGACCAUGUCCAAGCUGAUGUGUCUACAUUUCCACACACCGCACGUGCAGAUGAACCCGUUCAGGAUGCCUGGACCAAUGAACCCGAUGAUGAAUUGUCAGCUCUUCGAUGACCUAGAUCUGUCGCUAUGGAAACAGUAA